Messenger RNA from Antechinus flavipes (yellow-footed antechinus), 1435 nucleotides. It is a transcript of the gene FSAF1, whose product is annotated as chromosome 4 C1orf131 homolog. The transcript is spliced from 7 exons. The record is from RefSeq and is a predicted model, not a curated record. Bases 6 to 875 code for a protein of 289 amino acids. Lineage: Eukaryota; Metazoa; Chordata; Mammalia; Dasyuromorphia; Dasyuridae.
CCAUAAUGGCUAAGGAGGAGAAUCCGGGACCGGAUGACUCUUCCAAUCCUGAGAGUCUCCUGGAUACCUUACUGAACAACCUCUACGACUUUGGAGAGAUCUUAGAUAAAAAGACAUUAAAAAGAAGCAAAAAUAAAAAGAACAAGAGAGAUUCAGAAACUUCAGAAGCCUCAACAGUGGACACAGCCUUGCAGCCAGAUGAUCUUUCCAGAGGUCAAAAGAAAAGUGCUUCUAGCUUCUUCAAAAAGCUUAAGGAAGAGCUUCUUUGUGACCCUUCUAAGGGUUCCACCGUUCCUGCUCAUCCAGAAGUCUCUGCAACAAUUUCCCCUGUACCACUGCUAACAAGGGGGAAAAGAGAACCAGUGGAAGUUGUUGAGUUUCGCAGCUGGAAUAAAAAGAAGAAAAUUGAAGUAGAACCACCCAAGAUUGAAGACACAAAGACAAAAAUCAGUGCCCUUGAGAAGGAUGUGGGUAUACAAGAGUUUAAUUUGGAAAAGGCCCGUUUGGAAGUGCAUCGGUUUGGGAUCACUGGUUAUGGGAAGGGGAAAGAACGGAUCCUGGAACAAGAGAGAGCCAUCAUGCUUGGUGCUAAGCCUCCAAAAAAUAAUUAUGUGAAUUACAAGAUUUUACAGGAGCAAAUCAAAGAAAAAAAGGCAGCAAGGGAAGAAGAGAAAAGAAUGGCCCAGGUCACAGAUGCUUUCAGAACAAAGAAGAGAAAAGGUUCAGAGGAUAUUAGGAAAUCCAAAAAGAAGAAAUUGGCUCCCAACAUUUUGUCAACAGGAUCAGCAGGACAAAUUGGAAAAUUCAAAAAUGGGACCUUGAUUCUGAGUAGUGUGGAUAUCAAGAAAAUAAAUUCUUCUAAAAUGACUAAAUGAAAUAUUUCACUGAAUCAACUGAAAAAAGAGAAGAGAAACAGAAAUAAGCUCCUUGAUCCUAAAGGAAUAUUAUAAAUUCAUUCAAAGAUUUCCUUAUUUUCACAUUUUUGCUGGGGGCUUUUUAUGUCAUUUCCAUUAUAUCGUUCCCUCUUCCAAAGAGCCAUGGCUUCUGACAAAAGGAAACAAAAAAGGAAAAGAAUUCAUUUAAACCAAGCAACAGAUAAUUAAAGUGAAGUGUUAUGGCCCCCCCUAACCAUUGUCUUCUAUCUCCAUCUGCAAAGAAAGAAGGGAAGAACCUUCUACUCUUGCUCUAAGGCCAAACUUGAUCACUUCCAAAGAUUCCAUUUCUGUUGUUUUAUUGUUGCUCUUUUCAUUUUCAUUCAGUAUGUUAUUUUCCUGUUUCUCUUUCACUCAACAUCAAUUAAUAUACAUCUUCCCACAUAUCUCUGCCUUCACCAUUUCUUUCAGAUAUGUACCAUAGGUUUUUGGUGUUUUUUUUAAAGCUAUUAACCCAUCACUAAAAAAAGUGCUACUGAAAAAAUAUAAGACAUCAAAUGAAA